Lotus japonicus is the source of this 417-nucleotide messenger RNA. RefSeq lists its product as uncharacterized. The transcript has a single exon. The record is from RefSeq and is a predicted model, not a curated record. Bases 1 to 417 code for a protein of 138 amino acids. Lineage: Eukaryota; Viridiplantae; Streptophyta; Magnoliopsida; Fabales; Fabaceae. Gene Ontology annotation, molecular function: RNA-DNA hybrid ribonuclease activity; nucleic acid binding.
AUGGGUUGUGCAGCUGUGUUUCGUGAUAGCCACGGAAAAUGGAUGUCUGCAAGUUCUCUGAGUUACGAUAAUGGCAGCAGCUUCCUUUCUGAACUUAAGGCUGUGGAGUUGGGUUUACAACACGCGCUCGAGCAGGGGCACAACACUGUGGAUUGUAAAUCAGAUUGUUUACAAGUGGUGCAAGCAUUACAGGAUGGGGGUGAUACUAGCAGCUUUUGGGAUAGAGAGGAGAUCAGGCAGGUGCGUGGUCUUUUAUUGCAGUUUCAAAGUUUUCGGUUAUCUCAUGUUGAUCGGAAUAAGAAUAACACGGCGGACAAAUUAGCGCGGGAAGCAUGCCGCCUGGGUUCACCUUUGCAAGUUUGGGCUAGACCUCCCUCUUUUGUUUAUGCAUCAUUGUAUUUGGAUGCAAUUAGUUAG